UGGGCUCAAUCGGUGCAAGCGCAAUUCUAUUUGUGAUGCAUCUAGCGGAUGGAAGCCAAUUCCAAAGAGCUCCUGCUAACAAACAUGUCCGCGGGUGAUCCUUCGGGCGAGGAGUUGUUAACGCAGAAUCAGGCUGAAGUGCCCGAGGGCGAGGAAGUGGGCGGGGCAGGUGGUGAGAUCCCGUGGGCCGCUCUGUGCAUCUGUAUCGUUGUUGCGUGGUUGUUGAUCGCAGUGGUGGUCGCAGUUGGACUGACUACAGGCGCUGGCGCCGCUGCAGGAUGGGGCAUGGCCCCCCUCUCCAUGCUGUUUGUGCUGAUUGUGACGUGCACGGGUUGCGGUCUGAACGGCAGGAACGUGGCAGAGUUGCCGCCGAGCCAGACGCCGCGAAUUCCAUGGCUGGAUAAUGCCAAGACGUUCCUCAUAUGUUGUGUGGUACUGGGCCACACUGGUAUGGCUUUCGCCGUGCAAGGUGCUGGCAUCACUUUCUCUUCGGGCCGAAACACUUGGUUCAUGCCCGCGGCCUUCGCUGGCCUCGUGCUUUUGAAACCGCUGGUUGUGCCGCUCUUCUUCUUUAUCUCUGGCUUCUUCGCGGCUUCUGGCCUUGACAAAAAAGGUCCUCAGGGCUUCAUGAGGGCAAACUUAACACGACUGGGCCCCGCAUAUUUCUUGUUCUGGCUCUUCCUCAAUCCCCUCCUGUAUUACAUGGCAUAUGCUCUCGUUCGCCCUACUGAUGGAUCAUAUUCGUACUUCCCCAAUUCAGCUCACACUUGGUUCUUAAAUUGGCUGCUCGUAUUUCAGUGUUGCUAUGCGCUGGUCGGUGGCCCCAAGGUUCGCAUGGAAGUGCCAAGCUUUGCCCGUUUCUUCUGCUGGUCAAUCGGGCUCGCAAUUAUGCAGCUGGCGGCUUGCGUGGCCUUAGCGGUCGGUGGCUCCUCUCUUGGUUUCGCGGAGGGCCCAAUGAUGAGUGGGGGAGACGGCUUUUGGUGUGGCGCCACGUUCGCCGCGGGCAUAGUGGCGCAGAGGAACGACUGGCUCGUGAAUCGCUUGCCUCAGCGUUUGGUAGUGUUGUCGCGCAUAUAUGUUACUGUCAUGGUGCUCGUGGUAAUACUCGUCUCUGUCACCGUUAUCUCGCCACUGGCCCUCCUGGGGACGGAGGAGAGCACUUUCUUGAUUGUUGCGCUGCUGCUGCAGAUUCCCAGUGGGCCUUACCUUCCAUACCUUCUAGUGACAGUCGUCGACUUAUUCCAGAAGCACGGGGGCUGUGACACCUCCGUCACUAGGUUCAUGGCCCAAGGUGCUUUCGCGGUGUAUUUAUUGCAUUAUUUUGUGGUCAACAUAUACACCUACACGUGGGCAGAAGUGCUCAAGGGUCCUCUAGACACGCCGAUCGUGUUUGUUAAUUCGACUGCUACCGAAUCAGAAGUUGGUGGCGGAUAUAUCUGUCUCGGAUUCGUCUACGUGAGCACUCUGAGCAUCAUUACUUCUUUUGCCAUUGCUGGCUUCUUGAAAGUAAUCCCUGGGGUAAAGCACCUACUCUGACCGAAACGGAUAACUUUGAAUGUCCGCAAGCCCCUGGCUCGGCCCAGUGCGCACGCGCGCGCGCAUGUUCCUCUUGCCAUGCGACCGCUCUCUCUUCCUCAUUUUCCGCAAGAGCUCUUCCGUGUCUUCGGUGGCCUCAGCUUGAUGCACGCCCAGUUCUUUCUGAGUUCCCUUCGACGUGUUGGAAAACGUGCCAUCUCCAGCGGUUGGGCUCUUGCAGGGCUGCUGCGCGACUCCCAAGCGCAUCUGGCGCAGAGUUUUGACAGUGGCAUCAUUUUGCAAGGCACUAGGGUUUCAUGCUGGCUCAAGAAGGCCUCACGCUGGCUCGAGAAGGCUUCACGCUGGGUCCAGAAGGCUUCACGCUGGCUCCAGAAGACCUGGCGUGAAGAAGUGGCGAACAGAACCAGCG
This is a messenger RNA of Prorocentrum cordatum, 1945 nucleotides long. Lineage: Eukaryota; Dinophyceae; Prorocentrales; Prorocentraceae. The record is from the annotation of a GenBank genome assembly.